This is a messenger RNA of Cokeromyces recurvatus, 468 nucleotides long. RefSeq names its product trehalose-phosphatase. Gene Ontology annotation, biological process: trehalose biosynthetic process. The transcript has 2 exons. Gene Ontology annotation, cellular component: cytosol; alpha,alpha-trehalose-phosphate synthase complex (UDP-forming). The record is from RefSeq and is a predicted model, not a curated record. Lineage: Eukaryota; Fungi; Mucoromycota; Mucoromycetes; Mucorales; Mucoraceae. Gene Ontology annotation, molecular function: catalytic activity. Bases 1 to 468 code for a protein of 155 amino acids.
AUGAUCUCCAAACAUACCCAACCUUUAAAUCUAUCAGUUUUGUAUAAUACAUAUAAAAAUACACAUAAACGUUUAUUUCUGUUCGAUUAUGAUGGAACUUUAACGCCUAUUGUAAGUCAACCCGCUGAUGCUAAGCCAGCACCCACUUUGCUACAUAAUCUUCAGGAACUAUGUAAAGAUCCUUUAAACUCUGUUUGGGUUAUCUCUGGUAGAGAUCAACAUUUCUUAGAUACUCAUCUUGGACAUAUUCCACGUUUAGGAUUCAGUUCAGAACAUGGAUCGUUUAUAAAGAAGCCAGAAUCAAAUGAUUGGAGUGACAUGCUUGGAGAUACGGAUAUGUCUUGGAAAGAUGACGUUUUAGAAAUUUUUGAAAAAUAUACCAAAAGGAAUCCAGGUACAGUGAUUGAACAGAAAAAGUCAUCUAUCACUUGGCAUUAUCGUAAUGCUGUUAAUCCUGAAGAGGCGUAA